GCAAUAUUUGACAAGUAACCAUCACACACCUGUCUCAGAUUACUUCGUAGGCCGGUCGCCCUUACUAUGUCCUCCAAGGCCUUCAGUCACAACCCUCAGAACAAAUCCAUCAAUGAUUUUACGAAAACGCUCGCGGCAGAUGUACGAAUGUUACUUGCAGAGGUUGGGAGGCUGAGGGAAGAAAAGGCGCAAUUGCAGUCUGAAAUUGGUGAAUUAAUGCAGUUGAAAUCAAAACACGGAGCAAGAGGAAUUGGACCUGGGGGGGAACUCGCGAUUUACACCCCAGGACCUCCAGGCUGGGGCACACCUGCGCCGGAAAUAUCGGCUACUUCGCCACCACCCGAUCUGAUGGAGCCAGCCAGACCAGCAUGGAGAACGGUGAACAAGAGAAUGCCCCGAAAGAAAACCACACCUUUACAUGCACCACAUGCACCACUUCCGCCUACUUCACCUCCCCCGCCCCCGAAUCUACCAGCCUGGGCACAGUGGAGACCUAAUCCCCUUCACUCUCCUGCCCCGUUACUUCCCUCUGUCGGAUCACCUUUACCUGGGUCACCUGCCGUUGUCGGGCGAGCUGGGCUUUUUGGCCCUCCGUCUCCUCCACCCAGAUAAGGAUAUUCCUAGAGCACCUUGAAUUGAUCCUUUCAAUACCAGUCAUUGUACAUUACCACUGACAUUCACUGUAACGAUAAGUUUGGGAUCAUCAGUCCGAGACUAUCGGUCGCGAAACGUUUGGAAGCUUCAAAUUCAACGAGAUAGAAUGCUGAAAUAUUGAUCCUGAUCCCGAAGGAAGGAAGGAAGGAAGAAAGACAUUCGCAUAACUUGAA
Messenger RNA from Marasmius oreades (fairy-ring Marasmius), 827 nucleotides. RefSeq lists its product as uncharacterized. The coding region runs from base 67 to 612 and encodes 181 amino acids. The transcript is spliced from 6 exons. NCBI's taxonomy places the organism in Eukaryota, Fungi, Basidiomycota, Agaricomycetes, Agaricales, Marasmiaceae. The record is from RefSeq and is a predicted model, not a curated record.